UUCGAUCGGCCGAUGCCCUCUUGUGGGCUUUGGGCGCGACAUGGCUACCAGCAGUCCUACUGAACUCCAUUCGCUAUUUCGCUGCUUCUCCCUCUCUCUCUCUCUCUCCAGCUCCACAACUGCCGAGAAGACUUCAUUAAUUUCGCCUGCUUCGCUCUGUUCCCGACCACUUGCUCGAUAUUUUAAGUCCUCGGAGCUUUCGAGAUUCAAAGAAGCCAACAAUUACUUUUCCUGCAAACUCAGUUUUUUAUUUAUGACGAUAAUGGUGCAAUCGUUGCCGGCAUCAUUCGUAUAUGCAAGCCUCGGGCUUUCUGUACCGAAGAAGAGAACCCUGCUUGAUUCAGCCCCCAAUGGCGCAGUGGCUGCCGGAUCUCUUACUCUUGGCGGUGGUUUUCUCCUCGUUGCUGCAUCUCGUGCUUUCGACUGACCCUCCUCUCUCCCCCAAGGGCGUCAACAGCGAAGUGGUGGCGUUGAUGUUGAUGAAGAGCAUGAUGAGGGAUGAGACCGGGGUCAUGGGCGGAUGGGACAUUAAUUCCGUGGAUCCUUGUACGUGGACGAUGGUCGGAUGCUCGCCCAAUGGCCUCGUUAUUUCUCUGGAUAUGGCUAAUAAUGGCUUGUCGGGUACGCUAUCGGCGAGUGUGGGAAACCUAAGCCACCUUCAGACCAUGCUUUUGCAGAACAACAAAAUAACAGGUCCUCUUCCUGUUGAGAUUGGGAAGUUAUCACAGCUCAAGACUCUAGACCUAUCUGAUAAUCAAUUUGCUGGUCAAAUUCCUGGAUCCCUUGGACUUCUGACUCACCUAGGUUACUUGCGACUUGAUAGGAAUAAUUUUUCUGGCCCUAUACCUGAAGCUGUUGCACAGCUUGCUGGCCUUACUUUCCUAGAUUUGUCUUUCAAUAAUCUAAGUGGCCCAAUCCCAAUGAUUUCUGCAAAAGACUAUAGUGUUGCAGGAAACUAUUUUCUAUGCAAUUCAUCUACAACACGUGGAUGUGCAAAUGGCUCUGUAGUAGUCAAUGAACCCAUCACUUCAGGAAAAUCCAGCAACCAUCAUUUAGCUGUUGCAGUCUCUUUGAGUGUCAUCUGCGUUUUGAUACUUUUUGUACUUAUGCUUUUUUGCUGGCUACAUCGAUGCCGAUGGCGAUUGCCUUUUGCUUCUGCUGACAAAAAAUAUGAAUUUGGAAUGGGUCAAUUGAAGAGGUUCUCAUUUCGGGAGCUGCAGGUUGCUACUGAUAAUUUUAGUACCAAGAACAUUCUUGGCCAAGGCGGAUUUGGGGUGGUUUAUAAAGGAGUUCUCAGAAAUGGAACUGUUGUUGCUGUAAAAAGGUUGAAAGAUCCCAACUUUACUGGGGAAGUACAGUUCCAAACAGAAGUUGAGAUGAUUGGAUUAGCAUUGCAUAGGAAUGUCUUAUGCUUGUAUGGUUUCUGUAUGACAUCAAAUGAUAGACUACUUAUCUAUCCGUAUAUGCCAAAUGGGAGUGUUGCUGAUCGGCUAAGAGAUCAUAAUAAUGGAGUACCAUCUUUGGACUGGAACAAACGAAUGCGGAUUGCACUUGGGGCUGCUCGUGGAUUGCUUUACUUGCACGAACAAUGCAAUCCUAGAAUCAUUCACAGAGAUGUUAAAGCUGCCAAUAUUCUACUUGAUGAAAACUAUGAAGCCAUUGUAGGAGAUUUUGGGCUGGCAAAGCUUUUAGAUAGGAGGGAUUCUCAUGUCACUACAGCAGUGAGAGGAACUGUAGGACACAUAGCACCAGAAUAUCUAUCAACUGGCCAAUCUUCAGAGAAAACUGAUGUCUUUGGAUUUGGCGUUCUAUUGUUAGAAAUGAUAACUGGACAGAAAACGCUAUGUUCUGGAAAUGGCAACACCCAGAAGGGGGUCAUCCUUGAGUGGGUGAGAGAGUUGUAUGAAGAGAAAAGGUUACACAGUAUGGUGGACAGGAAGCUCAAUGGCUUCUUCAUUGCAGCUGAACUGGAGAAUGCAGUAGAAGUGAUUCUUUUGUGCACCCAAUCCAAUCCAAGCAUCCGACCAACGAUGUGUGAAGUGGUGAAGGCUCUUGAAAAAGCCAGACCAGCUGAACAACAAGUAGAAGAAUCGCAUGAGGUGUUGCAGGGCACUUCUUGCAGUUUAUCCAGAUUCCAUGAUGACAUCAAUGAAGCUUCUUCAUUUGUCAUUGAACCGAUUGAGCUCUCAGGGCCAAGAUGACAGGAUUCCAAAUCUUACCUCGGUAAAAAUCUCUCAAUGAUGUAUGGCUAAGUGUCUUACAAUGAAUUUUGUUUUGAAUGUGGAUUAUAAAUGUAUAUAUUCUUGCUAAUGGCCUGAUGAUUUGCUGAUAUGUUUUUUUUUCUGAAAGAUUGCUGUUUAUGCUA
Dendrobium catenatum is the source of this 2365-nucleotide messenger RNA. RefSeq names its product probable LRR receptor-like serine/threonine-protein kinase At5g45780. NCBI's taxonomy places the organism in Eukaryota, Viridiplantae, Streptophyta, Magnoliopsida, Asparagales, Orchidaceae. Gene Ontology annotation, biological process: protein phosphorylation. The transcript has 11 exons. The record is from RefSeq and is a predicted model, not a curated record. Bases 294 to 2201 code for a protein of 635 amino acids. Gene Ontology annotation, molecular function: protein binding; ATP binding; protein kinase activity.